Myxocyprinus asiaticus (Chinese sucker) is the source of this 1745-nucleotide messenger RNA. RefSeq names its product rho-related GTP-binding protein RhoN-like. Gene Ontology annotation, biological process: small GTPase-mediated signal transduction. The record is from RefSeq and is a predicted model, not a curated record. Lineage: Eukaryota; Metazoa; Chordata; Actinopteri; Cypriniformes; Catostomidae. The coding region runs from base 298 to 1110 and encodes 270 amino acids. Gene Ontology annotation, molecular function: GTP binding; GTPase activity. The transcript is spliced from 6 exons.
UGGACAGUAGUUCUGGAAAGGCGGGGUCAACAUAGACACUGCUUAGGACAGCUCGCGCAACUCGCCUCAGUCGAGUCAAGCAGAAUUUGCGUUUGGCGUGAUCGUGUUCAGACAGAUUUUCAUUGUUUAGCAUGAUCGACAUUUAUUAACCCGCAGUUUCACGACUGUGUAACCAACUGAGCGCUUAGAAGAAUAAAGUAGAAAAGCACCGCGUAGACGAGUCUGAAUUAGAUUUCUUGACAUUGUAGGGCAUCUAAACUUUGAGAAGGUGAUGUCAGUGUAGGAUUACUGUGUGCGAUGGAGACGAGCCGCUGUAAGAUCGUGGUGGUCGGAGACAUGCAGUGUGGAAAAACGGCUUUAUUACAUGUUUUUGCCAAGGACUCGUAUCCAGAGAAAUAUGUCCCAACAGUUUUUGAAAACUACACGGCUAGUUUUGAAAUCGACAAACAGCGAAUCGAGCUCACUAUGUGGGACACGUCAGAAGUGGGAAGUGGGAUAAUUCUGAUGGCAGCAUCACUUCACAAUCGUUCGGACUGGAUUUCUACCACACUACAGCUGAGGAACAGAGUUAAACUCGCAGUGUCAGCAUUACCGUUCAUCACUGCGACAUACGUAGGCUCCUCCUACUAUGAUAAUGUGCGUCCACUGGCCUAUACGGACUCAGACGCCAUUCUCAUCUGCUUUGACAUCAGUCGACCAGACACACUAGACAGUGUACUAAAAAAGUGGCUGGGCAAGAGUCAGGAGUUUUGUCCCAGUGCUAAAAUAGUGUUAGUGGGCUGUAAACUGGACAAGCGGACGGAUCUCCACACACUGCGAGAGCUUUCCAAACACACACUCAUACCAGUUACACAUGAACAGGGUGCGUCUCUGGCCAGGCAGAUUGGAGCAGUGGCGUACACAGAGUGCACGUCCAGAUACUCUGAAAACAGUGUUCGUGAUGUGUUUCAUGUAACUACAGUCGCCUCCGUCACCGGAAUACAACAUCCAGCUAUGAAGCGUUACAACUCUUGCCUCAAACAAGUUCCCCAGCAUCCUCAAUGCCAAGAGAUCCUGGACUGUCCAAAUGCCAUCCGGAAAGUCAGAUCCAAGAGCUGCACGCUGAUGUAGGACAUGAUGUAAACAGGCUUAUCUUAUUGUGCAACAAGUGCAUAAGGAACUUGUUUAGAGAUGCUGUUUAAAUUCUACCUGAUUGGGUGAUAUGCUUAUGAUGUCUUUUUAUGGGGACAUCUAAAGAUCUCAUGGAAGGACCAUAAAAAAAGAUUAAUUUUUAAAUAUUUAAGAUAAAAUAAUUACAUUUUUAAAGACCAUUAAAAGACAAUUGUGUGAUUGAAAGGAGGAUCUAACCUACAAUUACACUUUAUGCCCAGAGACACACUUUUUAUUUUUAUUUAAAUAUUAUGAAGUUUGCACAAUUAGGAAAUGCACAAACAUUUUAAGGAAACAUUUUAAUAAUUAAUGUAAAAAGAAUUAUUUUAUGUUUACCAACAUUUUAACACAAAAUAUUAAGCCUUUUUAAAUCUGUAAGAAGCAAUUAUUUGAGAUAUUUUAUGCUUUUGAUUUUAUUAGGAAAAAUAAUAUGGAAGAAUACUUCUAUGUACUUUGUUUAGCUUUUACAAGCAUUUGUGAUUGUUAACAGUAUUUUGGUCUUCCUGCAAUAAAGACAAAUCAAUACAUUAAUAUCAUUAUGACUUUUGACAUGUAUCAAAGAUAAAGGUGAGAAAGCAAAGUUGUUGUGUGUGAUA